UGGAAAAGGUAAAUGACUCAGAGCUGUUAUCUUGGUAAAGGGAGGUAGCACAAAGUAUUGACUAAAAGGGUGCUAAUAAUUGAUGAACACCUAUAUUUAACAAAGAUAUUUUUUUUUGAUAAACUUGUGUUUUGUUUGCAAUUGAUUGAUAUCCAUGAGAGCAAAGUAUUUUUGUGAUUUUUUUUUUAAACAAAAGAUGAAAAGGUUAAACAAUAAAGAAAAUUUUUCACAGCCUUUCACAAUUUUUCACAUCCAUUGUACUGUAGGUGUUAAGCCUACCUGGAACUGAGAUAAUGUCAAAAACCGUACAAUUACUUUGCUAAUUUAAAUGUUUCUCUAAAAUCAUCCAUCAUCAUUUCCAGAUUUUAAAUUGUAUUUCUUAAUUUAUUUAUUUUGUGCAAGGCCACUGAGUUGCUAUGUGUCACUAAGCUGAUUCAUUAAUUUUCCAUUUAUUGAAUGAGAAUAAUACUUAAUGGAUGCCAAUAUAAAUAUACCAAUUCAUGAGUUUAGGUGUGGUUCCUACCACUGAGAGAUAACAAUUCCCUGGCACUCUCCAUGAGCAAGGCUGAUUUAGAAACAAAUAUUUUUACAUUUCUUCUUUGUCUUUAACAAAAUUCCAGAUGAACAUUAUAGUGGUUUUAACAUGUUUAUAUACUUUGUUCAAAAUUACUGUUUGAUUUUCAAACAGAGGUUACAUUUAACUGAACCAUGUUCAAACAAACAGCUUUAAAAAUAAAUAAAUAAAUAACAGCUGCAUUUAUCUGUAUUUGAUCAAUACUUUCUUGUUUGUUUGAUUGCUGUUGUUUUUUUCUUUUUAUUAUUGUUAGUCUAAGGACUGUGUGUGGUUACUCAGGGACAAUAAAGAUAACCUUGAACCUUGAUCAGAGAAGCAACCCUCCUUGGUGUUAGGUACUGUGUUGUUCAGAAAGUUCCCAAAAGGCUCUAAGUAUGAAGCUCCUAAAGUUGACUUUGGCUAGAAUUUUCAUCUGUGCCUCUGUGGCUCUUUUUCUGAUCAAUUAUCUGAAUAGAUGGAGAGUAUUAAAUAACAACCAGACAGACAAAAGUGGUGCACUCAAGAGAGGACAUGACAAGGAACAAACUGUUGAAAAACUCUAUGACCUGUUGAUGUCCUUCGAUGAAAAACAAAAUCGAAUGCAGAAGAUGCUGGAAGAGAUGCAAAAAAACAGAGAAGAGAAGAAAAAAAGUGCAGGAAAUCCUAAUUCCCUGCUUUUCCCAGAAUCUUAUCUGUUUAGAACAUGGGGUAGAAAUCUUUCCCAUGACGAGCAGCGUGAGGCACAGGAGGGCUUUAAAAAAUAUGGAUACAAUGUCUACCUGAGUGACCGGCUACCAAUUAAACGACCACUACCAGACACCCGUGAUCCCAGGUGUGCUACAAAGGUGUAUCCAGAGCAGCUCCCUUCGCUCAGUGUGGUUCUGAUCUACCUGAACGAGGCUCUGUCGAUCUUAAAGAGAGCCAUACACAGCAUCAUCCACAGAACGCCUGCUCACCUGCUGAAGGAGAUCAUACUGGUGGACGAUCACAGCACUAAUGAGGACCUGAGAGGGAGUUUUGAUUUCUACAUUGCUAGUACACUGAAGCAGCAUCCUCAGCUGAAAAUCCUGAGAGUGAGACACGAUCGGCAGAUGGGCCUCGCCCAUGCACGAGUCUCUGGUUGGACUGCCGCUAGUGCUGACGUGGUGGCCAUUUUGGAUGCACAUAUAGAGGUCAAUGUGCAGUGGGCAGAGCCACUGCUAGCGCAGAUCAAGGCAGACAGAACAGUGAUUGUCUCUCCUGUGUUUGACAAAGUCAAUUAUUACGACCUUGAAGUUGUUCGGUAUAUGCCUGCUGCUCAUGCCUUUGACUGGUCGCUGUGGUGUAUGUACGAGUCUUUCAGCCCUGAAUGGUAUACACACAAUGAUGCCUCAAUUCCUGGAAAGUCUCCCUCCGUUAUGGGAAUUCUGGUUGCAGACAGAGCUUUUCUGGGUGAGAUCGGCAGCCUGGACGCAGGAAUGGAGGUUUACGGUGGAGAAAAUGUAGAGCUUGGUAUUCGGGUAUGGACGUGUGGUGGGAGCAUCGAGGUAGUGCCGUGCUCCAAGAUCGCCCACAUAGAGAGAGCCCACAAGCCGUAUAUGCUCGACCUGAGCCAUGCCAUGAAGAGAAAUGCCCUGCGAGUGGCUGAUAUCUGGAUGGAUGAGUACAAGUAUCAUGUUAACAUAGCCUGGAAUCUUCCCUUUAAAGAUCAUGGCAUUGAUAUUGGGGAUACUUCAGAAAGAAAGAAACUCAGAGAGAAACUAGGCUGUAAACCGUUCAAGUGGUAUUUGGAGAAUGUUUAUCCUAAACUAGACAACUGGAUCAACCUUGUGGGCUACGGAGGAAUGAAAAAUUUAGAUGCACUGCUGUGCUUGGAUCAAGGUCCUAUACCAGGUCAUGUUCCUGUAGCCUACGCAUGCCAUUAUUAUAGUUCUCAGCAUACCUUUUACCAAGAAAGCAGCAAGUUCUAUAUUGGUGGGAUCCAGUCUCAUAAAUAUAAUGACAACAGGUGUCUGGUGGAUCCUGGCACGGGGAAUGUCCCUGGUUUAUACCCAUGCAAAGAGGCCUUGAUGAGGAAUAUGGGCAUAUACUGGGAUUUUAAACAGGGUGGUGAACUGCACAAUCGAGUGACAAACAGGUGUUUGGAAAUACACCAUCACACUCUUGUUAUGCGGAACUGCUCAGGACAGCGAUGGGAGAUUCAACAUGUUAUCAAACUCUCCUGAUGGUUUUCCCUGUCUCAUUUGCAUUUGCAUGUUCAUGUAAAACUCUAAUGUGAUGUACAAUAUAUACGUAAAUGCCUACAAGUGUACAAGAAUCCUAAACAUAGGAUAUUUUAUAUGAAUAAUUCUUCUUUCUUUUUUUAAAAAAAAUCAAAUGUCCUUACAACAGCAAAUGUCCUGUUUAUUAAUAUGGAAUAUAAGGAUGUAAUGUGAAGAUCUAUGUAAGGAACACACACUGGGGUGGUGUAGUACAGUCCAUCGCAAAGGGGAGUUACUGUUAACAAUUUGAGGUGGAUUAUUUUCUAAUUUGCCAAUGAUUACAAUUUACAGUUUAUCAAUGAACGACACGUCGUUCUUUCAUCUUUCAUAAUUACAUUUAAUGUCGUGCUCCAGAAAACAGGUCAGUUCUUCAGGCAGCUAUAAACAGUUGUUCUCUCUUUUUUCUCUCUUUCUUUCUCUUAAAAUUAUAUGAUUUUUUUUAAAAAACAAAAUAUAUGCAGUUUGUCAUUUUACUGAGAAAUUUCUAAGCACAAAGCCCUCUGUCCUGAGACAUGGAAAUCCUAAAGUGAGCGUCCUGUUUUACUUAAAGAACAGAGAUCUAUCAGAGUCUGAUCUUCACAACACUGUUCCCACAACUGUUUGUGGAAGUGUAUAAUUGCACGAACAAAGGAAAUUUAGGAGGACCUCAGAAAAAGAGCUGUUGAUGCUCAUCAGUCUGGAAAAGGUUACAAAAUAAUCUCUAAAGAGUUUGGACUCCAUCAAUCCACAGUCAGACAGAUUGUGUGGAAAUGGAGGAAACUCAAGACCAUUGUUACCCUCCCCAGGAGUGUUCAACCAACAAAGAUCACUCCAAGAGCAAGACAUGUAAUAGUCCACGAGGUCAUAAAGGAACCCAGAGUAACUUCUAAGCAACUAAAGCCCUCUGUCACAUUGUCUAAUGUUAUUGUUCAUGAGUCCACCAUCAGGAGAACACUGAACAGCAAUGGUGUGCAUGGCAGAGUUGCAAGGUGAAAGUCACUGCUCUCCAAACGAACAUUGCAUGCACAUGCCAGAAGGCUAUUGGAAAAAAUUUGUGGAUGGAUGAGACCAAAAUACAAUGUUUUGGUUUAAAUCACAUUGUCCUUAAAUUUCCUCUUUGAGGACAAAUAAAAUUAUCUAUCUACAUAAAUGAGUAGGGUUAUGUUUGCAGAAAGUAGUUGUUGGAUAAUAGUAAUUAAUUAUGUGUCAAUGUGUCAUGCUCCCUUGUUCAUACCAGCUUUCAAAAUAAUAUUAAACUUGUUUCUUUCAUAAGAGCUUAUUUUCAUAGUUUGUGAAUUUAAAAAAAAGAAAAAUAAAUAAAGAAAAAUAAAUAAAAGUCCUUGUAAAAGUGUUUUUGUGUGAAACCUUAGGUGCUACGCUCAGAUUUUUAUUACAUCUACAAUAUUUAUUACUGAAGUACAUAUACACACUCCAG
Messenger RNA from Ictalurus furcatus (blue catfish), 4207 nucleotides. RefSeq names its product probable polypeptide N-acetylgalactosaminyltransferase 8. Bases 949 to 2757 code for a protein of 602 amino acids. Gene Ontology annotation, cellular component: Golgi apparatus. The record is from RefSeq and is a predicted model, not a curated record. The transcript has 11 exons. NCBI's taxonomy places the organism in Eukaryota, Metazoa, Chordata, Actinopteri, Siluriformes, Ictaluridae.